This is a messenger RNA of Puntigrus tetrazona (Sumatra barb), 2144 nucleotides long. Its product is annotated as complement C1q tumor necrosis factor-related protein 7. The record is from RefSeq and is a predicted model, not a curated record. Gene Ontology annotation, molecular function: protein binding. The transcript has 4 exons. Lineage: Eukaryota; Metazoa; Chordata; Actinopteri; Cypriniformes; Cyprinidae. The coding region runs from base 418 to 1275 and encodes 285 amino acids.
GGUUGCUGUGUGACCUCACUGAGAAACGCCGUAGGAGUGUCUUUCAAGUGGGUGGUUAAAAACUCUUUCCACAAGUAAAUCAGGAAUGCUGAAAGAUCACUGCAAACAUCUUGCAGAAAUGCGCUCAUUUAGAGAGAUUGAUGAACGGAGAGGAACGGAGACAGACAGAAGCAUGACAGCAGAUAAAGAGAAGUCAGACAGAAUCACAGCAGCGCAGAGGGAGAGAUGAUCAUGACAUAUAUGCAUCUGCUGCAAACCUUCGGCUUACAUGGAUGUACAGAAAGGAAACAAGAAGAGAAGUAAAACACGAGAAAAUAAGACACAGCUCAAACUGAGGAAUUUAAACAAGGAAAGGACAUCAGUGAAACAAUAAGUCAGGACGACUAAAACAACCCGGCAACAGAAACUGGUCCGAGGAUGUGGACGAUUGUGGGUGUGGUCUGUCUUUCUCAGUGCAUUAUGGGUCAGCUGCUGGAGGCCAGGACCAAAGGAGCCCUGCCUCAGUUUAUUUGCAGCAUACCAGGUUUGCCAGGAGCCCCGGGAAAGACCGGACCUCCUGGGCCUUGUGGAGAGGAUGGCCAUGUCGGAAUCCCAGGAAGAGAUGGGAGGGAUGGACGGAAGGGGGAGAAAGGAGAAAAAGGAGAACCAGGCCUCAGAGGUAGAGUCGGGCCGACGGGAAAGCUUGGGGAACGUGGAGAGAGAGGAUUCAUUGGGAAGCGUGGCCCUGAAGGGGAUCCUGGAGAUUUAGGGCCUCCUGGUCCUCCGGGACGUCUCGGGCUAAAGGGUGACAAGGGCCAACGAGGCCCUCGGGGGGAACCAGGCAUCUGCAGAUGUGGAAGUUUGGUUCCCAAAUCUGCUUUCUCUGUAGGCAUCACCAGCAGCUACCCCACUGAGCAAGCACCUAUCAAAUUCAACAAAGUUCUGUUUAAUGAGGGUAGCCACUACAACCCAGAGACAGGAAAAUUUAUCUGCGCUUACCCAGGAAUAUACUACUUUUCUUAUGACAUCACCUUGGCCGACAAGCACCUGGCCAUUGGUUUGGUUCAGAACGGACAGUACCGGAUAAAGACUUUUGAUGCCAACACAGGAAACCAUGACGUGGCGUCUGGCUCAACAGUGAUUUUUCUCAACCCAGAGGAUGAGGUGUGGCUGGAGAUCUUCUACAAGGACCAGAACGGCCUGUUUGCUGACCCCGGCUGGGCUGACAGUCUGUUCUCUGGGUUUUUACUUUAUGCAGAUACAAACUAUAUGGAUACAUUGGCGGAAGACUAUUAGUAGCUGCAUUAACAUCAUUAACUGGUGUUAUCUUGGGUUGGGUUAAAUUUUUAGACACUGUUUCCAUUUUUAAACAAGACAGUAACACACACACAUACACACACACACUCACACACACACAAAAAAAAAUAUACAAAACAUUUUUGCAUUGAAAAUCUUUCAUUCAGUUAUUUUUGUGAUCAUUUUGAACGGUGAUGUGUGAUAUUUUGUAUUAUUUGUGGUGUUUUCGUGUCCAGUGUGAAUGACCUCGAAGUUGCUGUAAUUCACCAUUUAUAUUUUAACUGCAAAAUACUGAAAAUGUAAAUUUCGUUACCUGUGUAUAUAUAUAUAAUCCUAUAUACAUAAAUCCCUAAGACUAAAGGUUUCAACUGAAAAGUUUAAAUGUUUUGCACAUUUAUUUGGAAGUUUUUCCACUUCUUCUGUAUUUUGAACAUACCAAGUAUAUGGCCCAGAACGUAUCUCACUUAAAAAUAUAUGUAUUUAAUAAAUACAUAUUAAUAAAAGUAGCUGAUAUAACAAUCACGUCUUAAAAUAACAAAAUAAAAUAUGUGCUUUGCACAUGCAUGUGGUUUUGGGAUAUUUGUAUGGUGUAACUAUGUGAUUAUGAGUUUCCCCAUAGGGUUUACAUAUUUCAUGUGACUGUACAUGUGAAAUGUUUCUGUAACUACAUUUAUGAUUCAAUUAUUUGCUUACUAAAGAUACAGAAGAAACAAAGAAUUUAUGAUCAUGUGAAAUAUUAUAUUGUAUUAUACAAAGAGUAUAUAUUGUUUACGUUGCUGACUAUUAAAUACACGAUGACAAUGUUUGCCAUGUUAGCUUAUGCGCCAUUAUUGUUGUGUGUAUUCCCGUCAAAUGAAUCCAAAGAUUUG